Molecule: messenger RNA, 1312 nt
Organism: Mesocricetus auratus (golden hamster)
Lineage: Eukaryota; Metazoa; Chordata; Mammalia; Rodentia; Cricetidae
Gene: Ctsz
Product: cathepsin Z
Exons: 6
Coding region: 99-1019 (306 amino acids)
Cellular component (GO): lysosome
Molecular function (GO): cysteine-type endopeptidase activity
Source: RefSeq, a predicted model, not a curated record
CCGGGCGGGGCUGCCGGAGCGCGUGGGUCCUCAGGUCAGGUCAAGGGGUCGAAGGUGCAGCGCGUGAUCCAGGAUCCUAGCAGGCCCCGAGCAGGAGCAUGGCGUCGUCGGGGUCGGUGCAGCAGCCGCGGCUGGUGCUGCUGAUGCUGUUGCUGGCGGGCGCGGCGCGGGCCAGCCUUUACUUCCGUCCUGGCCGGACCUGCUACCGGCCCCUUCGCGGGGACCAGCUUGCCCAGCUGGGGCGCAGGACUUACCCUCGGCCGCAUGAGUACCUGUCCCUGUCGGAUCUCCCCAAGAGCUGGGAUUGGAGAAACGUGAGUGGUGUCAACUUUGCCAGUGUCACCAGGAACCAGCACAUCCCACAGUACUGCGGCUCCUGCUGGGCUCACGGUAGCACCAGUGCUAUGGCAGACCGCAUCAACAUCAAGAGGAAAGGCGCGUGGCCCUCCACCCUGCUGUCGGUGCAGAACGUCAUCGACUGUGGCAACGCUGGCUCCUGCGAGGGAGGCAAUGACCUUCCGGUGUGGGAGUACGCCCAUAAGUAUGGCAUCCCUGACGAGACCUGCAACAACUACCAGGCCAAGGACCAAGAAUGUGACAAGUUUAACCAGUGUGGGACCUGCACCGAAUUCAAAGUGUGCCACACCAUCCAGAAUUACACCCGUUGGAGAGUAGGUGACUACGGCUCCCUGUCGGGUAGGGAGAAGAUGAUGGCAGAGAUAUACGCCAAUGGUCCCAUCAGCUGCGGGAUAAUGGUGACGGAGAAGAUGGAUAACUACACUGGAGGCAUCUACGCCGAGCACCAGGAACAGACCUCCAUCAACCACAUCAUCUCUGUGGUCGGCUGGGGCGUCAGCAGUGAAGGGGUUGAGUACUGGAUUGUCCGCAAUUCGUGGGGCGAACCCUGGGGUGAGAGGGGCUGGAUGAGGAUCGUGACCAGCACCUACAAAGGAGGCACAGGUGCCAGCUACAACCUCGCCAUCGAGGAUGCCUGCACAUACGGGGACCCCAUUGUUUAAGCAGAUGUCUCUGGAAGCAAUGCUGGAAACCAUGCCAGGGAUGGGGUGAUUAUUAACACUGGACAGCUAGAAACAGUGCUUGCAUGAGGACCAGAGUGUGGACGGCAGAAGCCAUCCCAAGAAGAGAUGGUUAAAGGAGGACCCACAUGUCCCCAUGGCCCUCAGGACCAGAGGCUGCUUCUGGCCACCUGGAGAAGACAGCUAUACAGUUCCAAUGUCGCCCUGGGAUCCAUGGAGAGGGGAACAAUUCCAGGCUGCCUAAGCGAUGAAUAAAGUAUGCGGUUUCCUCCAAA